UGCUCUUCUGGAGAUGGCAGAGGAUCAAACACCGGAUGAGCUGUGGGUACAGGCCAGGGAAGCUCUGAUGCAGGCUGCAAAAAACGGCAAGUUUCAACCUCGCUGUGUGGCGUUCAGGGAACGGGUUUACACGAGUCAUGAGGAAGCGGGGAACGAAGAUGGUGGCAAUAUUGAUGAAAUGCCACACGAACUGGAAAUCACAGUGUCAGAGAUUCAGCAGGCGCUGUGGAAAGUCUCGAUGAACAAGUCACCUGGUGUUGACGAUAUUCCGGUAGAGCUGAUCAAGGCGGCGGGUGAGGCUGGAGUGAGUAUGAUGACAUUGUGUAACAAAAUUUGGAAAUCAAGGAUAUGGCCAACAGAAUGGAAAGCAUCGCUAUUUAUCCCACAUUUCAAGAAAGGAGACAACAAGGACUGCAAGAACUAUGGAACAAUUUCACUUAUCCCGCAUGCAAGCAAAGUUCUGCUACAUAUCAGCCAGAGGUUGGAAAGUUAUGCAGCUCGUGAAAUUCCAACUGAACAAGCAGGCUUUGUGAAAGGUAGAAGGACUAGAGACCAUAUCGCCAAUCUGCGGCACAUUAUCGAAAAAGACCAUGAGUUCAAACAUCCGUUGUAUCUGUGUUUUGUAGAUUAUAGCAAGGCAUUCGAUACUGUGCAGCACAACAAACUGGAAUGUUUUGUAGAAAAUGGGCAUUCCGAAGCACUUGAUACACCUACUUAG
Messenger RNA from Penaeus indicus, 718 nucleotides. RefSeq lists its product as uncharacterized. The transcript has 2 exons. The record is from RefSeq and is a predicted model, not a curated record. The annotation marks the transcript as partial. Lineage: Eukaryota; Metazoa; Arthropoda; Malacostraca; Decapoda; Penaeidae.